ACGCUCCCACAGCCCGUUGGGCAAGUGAAGCAAAAUGUCACGGGGCGGGGAGGGGGGGAACUAUUUUGAUCCCUUUCACUGGGGGGGCAGAGGGGAGGGAAGAAGUGGACCAUAGUAAAUGUCACAUGGGCCUGAAGUUAGUGUCCCUCCGAGCGUGGACAGUGUUUGCUGGACUCUGCCUCUCUGUUUGAGCUGGAGCAAAUGUGGACGGCGAGCUGCUGCGAGCCACUGGUUCUCCUGCUCAAGGAGCCCAUGGGACAGCUGGAUCUGUGGAAGGACUGGAGGAUGGAGGACGAGGCAGUACUGGAUAGAGGGGCUUCCUUCCUUAAACAUGUAUGUGAUGAAGAAGAAGUGGAAGGGCACCACACGAUUUACAUCGGGGUCCACGUGCCGAAGAGCUACAGGAGGAGGAGGCGUCACAGGAGAAGACCUGGGCACAAAGAAAAGAAAGAAAAGGAGAAAAUCUCAGAGAACUACUCGGACAAAUCAGACGUAGAGAACGCCGAUGAGACGAGCAGCAGCAUCCUUAAACCACUCAUCUCCCCUGCUGCCGAACGCAUCCGCUUCAUCCUCGGAGAGGAAGAUGACAGCCCGGCGCCCCCGCAGCUCUUCACCGAGCUGGAUGAACUCCUGGCCGUCGACGGACAGGAGAUGGAAUGGAAGGAGACUGCAAGGUGGAUCAAGUUUGAGGAGAAGGUAGAACAAGGUGGGGAGCGAUGGAGCAAACCGCACGUGGCCACCUUGUCCCUGCACAGCUUGUUCGAGCUGAGGACGUGUAUAGAGAAGGGCUCCAUAAUGCUGGACAUGGAGGCCUCUUCCCUGCCACAGGUGGUGGAGAUGAUCGUUGACAAUCAGAUCGAGACGGGGCUGCUGAAACCCGAACUGAAGGACAAGGUCACCUACACGCUGCUCAGGAAGCACCGGCACCAGACCAAGAAAUCCAACCUGCGCUCGCUGGCUGACAUUGGAAAGACCGUCUCCAGUGCAAGUAGGAUGUUUUCCAACCCCGAUAAUGCACGCAGCCCGCUCGAGAGCUCCGUGCCCUGCCUGGCCACCCGCACCUUGGAUGAUGAACUGGGAGUGCAGCGCAGCCCCAGCGUGGGAUGGCUCAGCAGCCCAGCCAUGGCUCACCGAAACCUGACUUCCACCAGCCUGAACGACAUCUCAGACAAGCCUGAGAAGGACCAGCUGAAGAAUAAAUUCAUGAAGAAGUUGCCCCGUGACGCCGAGGCCUCCAACGUGCUGGUGGGGGAGGUGGAUUUCCUGGAGAGCCCCUUCAUCGCCUUCGUGCGGCUGCAGCAGGCCGUCAUGCUGGGAGCGCUCACCGAGGUCCCCGUGCCCACCCGAUUUCUCUUCAUUCUGCUGGGACCGAAGGGCAAAGCAAAGUCCUACCAUGAGAUCGGCCGAGCCAUCGCCACGCUGAUGUCGGAUGAGGUAUUCCAUGACAUUGCCUAUAAAGCCAAGGACAGGCAGGACCUGAUUGCGGGCAUCGAUGAGUUUCUGGAUGAAGUCAUUGUGCUCCCCCCCGGGGAAUGGGAUCCAGCCAUUAGGAUAGAGCCCCCCAAGUCUCUCCCUUCUUCAGAUAAGAGGAAAAACAUGUACUCGGGCGGGGAGAACCUGCAGAUGAACGGGGACACCCCUCACGACGGCGGGCACGGCGGCGGCGGCCACGGGGACUGCGAGGAGCUGCAGCGCACGGGCAGAUUCUGUGGGGGCUUGAUCAAAGACAUCAAGAGAAAAGCACCAUUCUUCGCCAGCGACUUCUACGACGCUUUAAACAUCCAGGCCCUCUCAGCCAUCCUCUUCAUCUACCUGGCCACUGUCACCAACGCCAUCACUUUUGGGGGAUUGCUUGGGGAUGCUACGGAGAACAUGCAGGGGGUCUUGGAGAGCUUCCUGGGCACGGCCGUCACCGGAGCCAUAUUUUGCCUUUUGGCUGGUCAGCCCCUCACCAUUCUGAGCAGCACAGGGCCCGUCCUGGUCUUUGAGCGACUCCUCUUCAACUUCAGCAAGGACAAUGGCUUUGACUACCUGGAGUUCCGCCUCUGGAUCGGCCUCUGGUCAGCCUUCCAGUGUCUCAUUCUCGUGGCCACCGACGCCAGCUUCCUCGUCAAGUACUUCACCCGCUUCACUGAAGAAGGGUUUUCCUCCCUGAUCAGCUUCAUCUUCAUUUAUGAUGCUUUCAAGAAGAUGAUCAAGCUGGCAGAUCAUUAUCCCAUCAACUCCGAGUUCAAGGUGGACUAUAUCACACAUUACUCUUGUGCCUGUAAACCAGUAGAUCCAGUUAAUAGCUCGUUCCUUAACAGGACAGCGAUGCUGUCAGAUGAUGAGCUGGUCUAUUCCUCCUCUGACAUGGGCAACACCACCAUCGACUGGGCUGCUCUGACAGCCAAGGAGUGCUUGAAAUACGGGGGAAGACUUGAGGGCAACAGCUGUGACUACGUCCCUGACAUCACCCUCAUGUCUUUCAUCCUUUUCUUCGGCACUUACACCUGCUCCAUGGCCCUCAAGAAAUUCAAGACCAGUCGCUAUUUUCCCACCACUGCCCGGAAGCUCAUCAGUGACUUUGCCAUUAUCCUGUCCAUUUUGAUUUUCUGUGGAAUAGAUGCCCUGGUUGGUGUGGACACACCAAAACUAAUUGUGCCAAGUGAAUUCAAGCCAACCAGUCCCGAGAGGGGUUGGUUUAUCCCACCUUUUGGAGGGAACCCAUGGUGGGUGUACCUGGCAGCAGCCAUCCCUGCCCUGCUGGUGACCAUCCUCAUCUUCAUGGACCAACAGAUCACCGCUGUCAUCGUCAACAGGAAGGAGCACAAGCUCAAGAAAGGUGCUGGAUAUCAUCUGGAUUUGUUCUGGGUGGCCAUUCUGAUGAUAGUCUGCUCCUUCAUGGGGCUGCCCUGGUACGUGGCUGCUACCGUCAUCUCCAUCGCUCACAUCGACAGCUUGAAGAUGGAGACGGAGACGUCAGCCCCUGGAGAACAGCCCAAGUUUUUGGGAGUGAGGGAGCAGAGAGUCACUGGAGUCAUUGUUUUCAUCCUGACCGGGGUGUCUGUCUUCAUGGCUCCCAUCCUGAAGUUCAUUCCCAUGCCUGUGCUCUACGGUGUCUUCCUCUACAUGGGUGUCGCGUCCCUCAACGGCGUGCAGUUCAUGGAUCGUCUAAAGCUGCUCUUGAUGCCUCUAAAACACCAGCCUGACUUUAUCUACCUGCGCCACGUCCCGCUGCGCAGGGUCCACCUCUUCACCUUCCUGCAGGUGGUGUGCCUGGCCCUCCUCUGGAUCCUCAAAUCCACUGUGGCUGCUAUCAUAUUCCCUGUCAUGAUCCUGGCCCUGGUAGCAGUAAGAAAAGCCAUGGACUACCUCUUCUCCCAGCAUGACUUAAGCUUUCUUGACGACGUCAUUCCAGAAAAGGACAAGAAGAAGAAAGAGGACGAGAAGAAGAAGAAAAAGAAGAAGGGCAGUGUGGACAGUGACAAUGAUGAUUCUGACUGCCCCUACUCAGAAAAAGUCCCAAGUAUUAAAAUACCAAUGGACAUCAUGGAGCAGGAACCUUUCCUAAGUGAUAGCAAACCUGCCGACAGAGAAAAAUCACCAACAUUCCUUGAACGCCACACGUCGUGCUGAUACAAUUCCUUUCCUUCAAUCACACGCCAUGCCAAGCCCUCCACGAACUCCAGUAAAAGUUGUGCCUCAAAUUAGAAUAGAACUUGAGCCUGAAGACAAUGGUUAUUUCUGGAGGAGCAAGGGAACAGAAACUACUUUGUAAUUUGUCUGUCUGUCCAAUCUUCCAUGGAAUUUAUUUUGUCACUAGCCAAAUAUUAAAAAGCACCCUGCUCCCCGCUGGCAAAG
Molecule: messenger RNA, 3843 nt
Organism: Empidonax traillii (willow flycatcher)
Lineage: Eukaryota; Metazoa; Chordata; Aves; Passeriformes; Tyrannidae
Gene: SLC4A4
Product: solute carrier family 4 member 4
Exons: 27
Coding region: 202-3618 (1138 amino acids)
Biological process (GO): transmembrane transport; bicarbonate transport; monoatomic anion transport
Cellular component (GO): basolateral plasma membrane; plasma membrane
Molecular function (GO): solute:inorganic anion antiporter activity; sodium:bicarbonate symporter activity; monoatomic anion transmembrane transporter activity
Source: RefSeq, a predicted model, not a curated record